UUUCAUCUCCCAAAAUUGACGAUUUUGAAAAGUUGUGCGUUCAACUGUCAGAAGACGAAGUCCGUUCAACAUAUAGUCGAACUGACGUGACUGUCUCGUUCUGUCGCAUUGAACUCACUCAAGUCAGUUAAGCUCUUCUGGAGCAACAUCGCCGUGGCCCACAUCCUCCGAUUCAAACGCGAGUCCCGUGAGCGUCUUCCGCUCACAAAUUUUUCAUCGCUCGGUCAAUUUCGUCACGUCCUUGCGAGAUUCUUGACCGCAGCCAUGUCUGAUGGAGCCGUACCUGAUGAGCCACGAUCACCUCCAUCGUCACAAAAUGAUGCAGGGUUGAAGAAGCUCACACCAUAUUGGUACCCGUAUACGACUAUGGCAAAGGAGCGCUGGCUUGGGCGGGAGAUCUUAGAAAUCGUGUCGACAGAAUUCAGGGAUCGAUCCAUGGAGUACUAUCGAUACGCCCUUGAAUCCGGAGUGACAACAAUUAAUGGCAAGGUCGCCAAACCAGACACAGUAGUGAGGAAUGGCGAUCGUAUAGAGAAUGUUGUGCACCGACAUGAGCCUCCAGUCACAUCUACACCCGUCAAAAUUGUAUUGCAUGACAAGGAGCGCGACUUUUUGGUUGUCGAUAAACCUGGUAGCAUACCAGUACAUGCAUCUGGUCGGUACUACCGCCACAGCUUAGUAGAGAUCCUUCGUAACGAGUUUGGUUUCCCGAAAAUUUAUACGAUCAACCGCUUGGAUAGACUUACAUCUGGUUUGAUGAUCGUACCAUUGAAUGCCGAUCUGGCACGUUCGUUAUCAGGCGAAUUCGUCAAUGGUCUAAUCCGCAAAGAGUAUAUUGCUCGCUGCAAAGGGGAGUUCCCUGUUGAGGAAAUUAUUUGUGAAGAACCCCUCCUGACUGUAGAUCGACAAAUGGGGCUUAAUAUAGUGCACCCAGAAGGAAAGCCAGCGAAGACGAUUUUCAACCGGCUUCAUUACGAUUCCGCGACCAACACGAGUGUGCUUCACUGUGAGACUUUCAGUUACAUGCUUCAUCUACAAUACCUCGGUCAUCCAAUAGCCAAUGACCCUGUUUAUUCUGAGGAACGAAUAUGGGGAACUAAUCUUGGCAAAGGGGGCGUUGAUGUCAUUCCUUGCGAGGACCGUGCUGCACCAGCGCCACCAGCGCAUCUCCUGAGUGACAAUAGUCCGGAAGCUCUUAACCUGAAACCCUCCGACGACACAGACUCACCAUCAUUGCUUACUUCGGAAGAAGGGAGCGAUGCGAGAGGGAAAUUACUUCCCCGCGAAACUGGACACGAUAUUGGAAUGGGAUCACCUGUCCCAUUGUCGUCUGAAGCAGUGGAGAUUAUAACAAGGCUCCGGAAUAUGAAGGAUGAAGACGAGGAUUGGAGUCGCUGGCGAGAUGUCGUAUUUCGAGCGAAGGGCUCACUCGCACCAAAAGACAUCCCUCGUGCGCCCCUUCCUCCACAGAACAAACGGAAAAAGGGGG
This is a messenger RNA of Suillus subalutaceus, 1489 nucleotides long. Its product is annotated as pseudouridine synthase. Gene Ontology annotation, biological process: pseudouridine synthesis. Lineage: Eukaryota; Fungi; Basidiomycota; Agaricomycetes; Boletales; Suillaceae. Gene Ontology annotation, molecular function: pseudouridine synthase activity; RNA binding. The record is from RefSeq and is a predicted model, not a curated record. The transcript has 11 exons. The annotation marks the transcript as partial.